Molecule: messenger RNA, 1608 nt
Organism: Dracunculus medinensis (Guinea worm)
Lineage: Eukaryota; Metazoa; Nematoda; Chromadorea; Rhabditida; Dracunculidae
Source: the annotation of a GenBank genome assembly
AUGAAAAGGCGAAAAUUCGAAUGGUUCCUUUCCGAAUUAAAUGAUUUCGAUUCUCCUAAAUUACAGCUUGAACAAUACUCGACAAAUCCGCAGUUGGCAGUUGAUAUAUUAUAUGCUGUUGAGAACGAUGGAAGAAUCAAUGGUAAAUAUAUUGCUGAUCUUGGUUGCGGUUGUGGUUUCCUUCUUUUAGGAGCGAGCAGAAUUGGUGCAUCUUACUGUCUUGGAAUCGAUAUCGAUAUUGAUGCUUUAGAAAUUUGUCGUAGAAAUAUUGAGGAAAAUGAAUUUGAAAAUGAAAUGAUCGAUCUCUUACAAUUGGACGUCAUUCGGGAUAUUUCAGCCGUUCAAACUUCUUUUGAUACAGUUUUAAUGAAUCCUCCAUUUGGUACAAAAAAUAAUGAAGGAAUUGAUUUAAAAUUUGUUGAAGCUGGUCUUUCUUUGAUCGACGAAGGUGGUUAUUUAUAUUCUUUGCAUAAAACGAGCACGAGGAGUUAUAUUUUAAGGCAAGGCGAUAAAUGGAAUGUGAUCGUAAAAUGUAUCGCAGAGUUGCGUUGGGAUCUUCCUGCGACCUAUAAACAUCAUAAAAAGAAUUUUGUUGAUAUUGCUACUGGUGUCAAAGAAUAUGAUAUUUAUGCUGGUGAAAGAUCGUUGAUCACUUCAAAGGAAUUUCUAGCAGCUAAUAGAUGCUUAGUAAAUAUUAAUGAAGAUUGCAAGAGGCUAGACAUGGAUAAAGUCCCAAUAUUGGUCGCAGCGCCAAUGGUCCGAUAUUCGAAGUUGCCUUUCCGUUCUCUAGUCCGUCUUUAUUGUGCAGAUCUUGCUUAUACUCCUAUGAUUUAUGCGAAAAGUUUUAUUGCAUCGGAAAUUUGUCGAAAUGUCGAAUAUACGACUUGUAAUGGUGAUUCACCGACAAUCGUGCAAUUCGCUUCCAAUCAUCCUGAAGAAUUCGCGACUGCAGCUGAAUUUAUACAUAGAUAUUCUGAUGGUAUUGAUCUCAAUUGUGGUUGUCCUAAAUCAGGUGUCACAAGUGAGGGGUAUGGCAGCAAAUUACUGAGUGAUCCCGAGGUCAUUGCAGAUAUGAUUGCAGUUACUCGUCGACGAAUAAAUGAUCCUCAUUUUGCGAUAUCUGUGAAAAUUCGACUAAGGGCUGAUUUAAGAGAAACAGUAGAAUUGUGCCAUCGUGCUCAAAGGGCUGGUGUAUCAUAUAUAACUGUGCAUGGUCGUACUCCUGAUCAAAGGGCUGAACCAGCUGAUUACGAUGCUAUUCGACUCAUUAAAUCUGCACUAGAUAUUCCGGUGAUCGCAAAUGGCGGUAUUAAGAGUUACCAACAAGCUUUAACGGUUGCAAAAUAUACUAAUGCUGAUGGAAUAAUGGUAGCAAAUGGUUUACUGGAAAAUCCCGCAAUGUUCGCUGGCCACAAAUAUACUCCAAUUCAGUGUGUUAAAGAUUGGUUAGAUAUUAGUUUAAAGUACGGAUGUCCUUAUGAUCUCUUUCAUCAUCAACUUAUUUUUAUGUUACGAUCUGUUUUAUCCGUGCCUCAAAGGACUAUUUUCAACGAUUUAUCAAGUUUUCCUGCAGUUUUGGAUUUUCUUAGUGAAGCAGGCAUUGAUUAA